Molecule: messenger RNA, 1358 nt
Organism: Thermothelomyces thermophilus ATCC 42464
Lineage: Eukaryota; Fungi; Ascomycota; Sordariomycetes; Sordariales; Chaetomiaceae
Exons: 1
Coding region: 114-1118 (334 amino acids)
Molecular function (GO): protein binding
Source: RefSeq, a predicted model, not a curated record
UAAUAGCACAAUCCGGCAGGCGCGGCCCGCCGUUCGGGGUGCGACCACAGGAAGGCAACCACCGCGCGAAAUGACCGGGAACUUUGGAAUGAUUAUUACGAGCCGCAAAAAAAAUGCCGACCAAGAGAGAAAUCAUCGCUCAAGAUGCGGAAUCCGAGCUAGCGCCCGUGGCAGACCUGACUCGGCCGCUGACUCUGCGCUCCAGGCGCACUGAGCGGCAGCGCCGGAAGCAGCAGAAGCGGGCGAACUCGAGUUCGGCGGCUGCUCAUCCAGCGAGGCUCGUGGACUUGCCUCUCGAGCUGAUGAUGGCAAUCCUGGAACUGCUCCGCCCCAGCGACAUUUUUGCAUUGUCCCGGGUGAACAAGGAGCUCCGUGCCUUUGUGCUCGCCAACGAGUCAGCCAUCGCGCAGCCCAUCAUCAAGCUGCGAUACUCUAUCCUCGAACGGUGCCUUCCGCGUCCGGUUGGCCUGGAGCACGUCGAGCCAGCCAUCCAGUCGCUGCUGAAAAGUGCCGACCGUCCGGACCUCGGUGCGCACCGAAACGCCCACCAGAACAUCCCGCCUCCUGACAAGACGCUUCAUUGCACUUGCAUGACCUGCUUGGUGCGCUGGAAUGCCCUCUGUGCCGUCAUCGACUUUGCACAUUGGCAGGACCACCUCGACAGAGGCAUACCCAUCCCGACCAUCGAGCGGGGUACAAAUCCUCGGUGGAACCAAGAGCUCCUGGAGCGCAAUCGCCGCGUCGCCCUUAACGCGCUCAAUAGCCCUCUGUGGUAUGCCAGGAUCCUUGAGGCCCAUCUCGAGUCCACCACAAGGUCCAUUCGCCGUCACAGCCAGAACAAGGCAGACCAGCGCCGGCACUACCGCGUGACCGCCGCCGACAUACGCGCCGGAACCGACGAGUUCCUUCAACAGAACGGGCAUCCAACUUUUGACUACCCCUAUGCCCGAGACCUGUACUACAUGCUCGAAGCUUUCCUACCGGGCCGGAGUUGGAUUUCGGAGCUCCAGAAAUGGGUUUACAUGCCGCAGACCCAGGAGUGGCACGAAACCGAUCUGAGAAUCUUGGUUAGAAUGGACGAGAAGAGGCGACAGGAGCGUCAGAAAUCAGCAACUUGAGUCCCGUGCAUACAUAUAGUUACCUUUCUUGAUUUCCAACACUGCUUGGACCAUAAUUAACGGCAGUGGGCAAGAGACAGCGGCUGCUUUAGUGUUCGGUGGGCAUCUCAGAAUCGGAACCCACGACGCAUAAUUACCAGUACCGGAUCUUCGAAUUGAAUUCGCCUUGUUUUUCCGGUCUGUUUCUGCCUUCCAAGAUGCCGGUCAAAUAAUCGACCCGACUUGACCAUUUUGACUUUC